AUGUCGCAGCGGCCUCUGCCAAGCCGCCUCAGCCGCAAAGUGCCAUUUCCGCAUCCGCCGUCAACAACCAGCCACCACCAUGUCGUUCUUCUCGAGCCUCUCGAACCUCACCAAGCAGGUCAAGGAAACCCGGAGCACCUCGAGAAGGUCGAGCGCUAUGGCAACCAGCUCAUCGACCAGCACAUGGGCAAGAGCACCAAGGAGGUGAACGCGACGGCUGCGCCGCCGGCCGACGCCUGGCACCACCAGGAAUACCACAACUCGUCGAGCACGAAGAAGGCGCUCUUCAUCGGUAUCAACUACUACAACACCGAGGCCGAGCUCCGCGGCUGCGUGAAGGACGUCGAGAACCUCUCGAGCUUUGUCCACGAGAAGUGCGGCUUCCCCAUCAACACGAUGCGCAAGCUCACGGACGACGGCAACGGCUACGCUCUCCCGACGCGCGCCAACAUCCUCUCGGGCAUGCGCUGGCUCGUGCAGGGCGCCAAGGCCGGCGACUCGCUCUUCUUCCACUUCAGCGGCCACGGCUCCCAGGAGGACGACUCGAACGGUGACGAGGCCGAUGGCAUGGACGAGACCAUUUGCCCCGUCGACUACGCGACGGCAGGCAUGAUCACGGACGACGAAAUGCACGGCAUCCUCUGCGCGCCGUUGCCCGCCGGUGUGAAGCUCACGGCGAUCUUCGACUGCUGCCACUCGGGCUCGGCGCUCGACCUCCCCUUCACGUACACGAUCGACGGCAACUUGCAAAUCCACGAGCAGGACAACCGCCUCGUCGCGGCCAAGAAGUUCCUCCGCGCCGGCCUGGACUUUCUCCGUGGCGACACGCAGGCCGCCAAGCGCGGCUUCCAGGACGCGUACAGCUCCUUCUCGGCCCCGCCUCCGCCGACGUCUGGCCCCGUCGCCGAAAAGUCCAUCAAGGAAAAGACCACCGCGGGCGACGUCGUUCUCUUCUCGGGCUGCAUGGACACGCAGACGUCGGCCGACGCGGUCAUUGACGGCACGGCCACCGGCGCCAUGUCGUACGCGUUCAUUGCGGCCUUCGAGGAGCACUCGAUGGACAUCACGUACCAGGAGCUCCUCCGCGCGCUCCGUGGUUUCAUGCUCUCCAAGUACUCGCAGAUCCCGCAGCUCUCGGCGGGCCGUGCCAUGCGCAUGGACGUCAAGUUUUCGCUGUAA
Saprolegnia parasitica CBS 223.65 is the source of this 1179-nucleotide messenger RNA. RefSeq lists its product as hypothetical. Gene Ontology annotation, biological process: proteolysis. Gene Ontology annotation, molecular function: cysteine-type endopeptidase activity. The transcript is spliced from 4 exons. Lineage: Eukaryota; Oomycota; Saprolegniomycetes; Saprolegniales; Saprolegniaceae. Bases 1 to 1179 code for a protein of 392 amino acids. The record is from RefSeq and is a predicted model, not a curated record.